Messenger RNA from Annulohypoxylon truncatum, 3075 nucleotides. Its product is annotated as thioredoxin-like protein. The record is from RefSeq and is a predicted model, not a curated record. Gene Ontology annotation, cellular component: endoplasmic reticulum. Gene Ontology annotation, molecular function: protein disulfide isomerase activity. Bases 457 to 2550 code for a protein of 697 amino acids. NCBI's taxonomy places the organism in Eukaryota, Fungi, Ascomycota, Sordariomycetes, Xylariales, Hypoxylaceae. The transcript has 3 exons.
AAUUUUCGCAUCCUUUUCAACUAAAGUGUUUUUUAUCAUCUUAAUCAUAGAAGUGAUACCGACGACUGGUAGCGAACUCGAGCCUCUUGAAUUCUUUUUUUGCUCUGAGUUGGCUUUUUAAUUUAGCAGAACGUCAUCGUCUGCUUUUAUUCCUGUUCUUUUUUUCCUUUUAUUUUUCUUCCAUUGAACAUAUUCCGAUGCACUACAGCCGGUGACGCGACUCCCUUGCCCCUUUCUCCAAAAUAGUGUGGAAAAGGUCGUCGCCAACUUUUUGCCUACCAUCGACCUCCCUGUGUCGAGUCGCGCACUUGACCAAAUCAAUAAUUAUCUGAUUUCCGAUUUGUCACGAUCCGAUUCCCUCAACCUGCGUCGUCUUAUUCGUUGCUUAUCGGUAUCCUUAAUCGUCAACACGCUCGUUACUUGUUAAUCGCAACAACAAAUCGCACAUUGCCUAUCAUGAGGCUCCUCGCCUCGCUCGCGCUAUUCCUCAGCGCUGCUGCCCUCGGCACUGCGCAAGCAAUUGGUGCGGAGACAAGUGAUAGUCCAGACCGGGAAAACACAUACUUUAAUGGCAAGAGAGUACCCCCGUUACUCGAGUUAACCGCCGACAACUUCGAUAAGGAGGUUAAGCUAUCGAAAUUCCUUGUUGUCAAAUAUUAUAGUCCAUACUGCCCUCAUUGUAUAGAUUUUGCCCCAACUUACCAGACCUUGUACGAAUACUACUACACCUCCAAAGCCCCCAGCGACUCCGAAUCAGCGGCCUCUACGGCUUCCUUCGAGAAGUACUACGAUAUCCGAUUUGCUGAGCUUAACUGCGUUGCUUAUGGCGAUUUGUGCACGAAGCAUGACAUUCAGUCGUACCCCCAGACUAUAAUCUACAAGGAUGGCGAGAAAGCCGAUUUCGUCAAGGGUGGAAAGGGAAUGUCAGCUAUUUCGGGAAUGAUCGAAGGUGUGCUGGAGAAGGAAAAGCCUGGUACUCGGCCCAAGGAACUUGCCCUUCCCGAACCUGGUGCGACUACCUUCCCGGCUACGUCAUCUGAGACUGAACAAGGCGCCGAGAAGCCUGUGAAAGGUGAAAAGGAGGAUGCCACGGCUAUCACUAAGACCACGCCACAAAAAGUGGACAGCACGAAACCAUCUAAGCCCACCAAGACUCCUAACGAGCAAGGAAUUUCUGUCUCACUCACUGCUGAAAGCUUCCAGACUUUGGUUACAAUGACCCAAGAACCAUGGUUCAUCAAAUUCUACGCUCCUUGGUGCCACCAUUGCCAAGCCAUGGCUUCUAACUGGCAGCAAUUAGCUAAAGAGAUGAAGGGAAAGCUCAACGUUGGUGAAGUCAAUUGCGAUGCGGAGUCUAGACUAUGCAAAGAUGUCCACCUACGUGGAUUUCCUACGAUUCUUUUCUUCCGAGGAGGCGAGCGCGUUGAGUAUAACGGCUUACGCGGGCUCGGCGACUUCAUCCAGUAUGCCGAUAAAGCUUUGGAUAUUUGCAGCGGCGUCCAGGACGUUGAUGCCACUUCUUUCGCUGCUCUCGAGGAGAAGGAAGAUGUCAUUUUCGUCUACUUCUAUGAUCAUGCUACCACGACCGAGGAUUUUAUGGCUCUUGAGAGGCUACCUCUUAGUCUCAUCGGACACGCCAAACUCGUGAAAACGAAGGACCCCGAGCUCUACAACAGGUUCAAGAUCACGACGUGGCCUAGGCUACUGGUAUCGCGGGAAGGAAGACCCACGUACUACAAUCCUUUGACGCCAAGGGAGAUGCGUGACACUCAUCUAGUCCUUACCUGGAUGAAGUCUGUGUGGUUACCUAUCGUCCCGGAGCUUACUGCCUCAAACGCGCGUGAAAUCAUGGACGGAAAGAUUGUUGUCUUAGGAAUCUUGAACAGGGAAGACCAGGAGACAUUCUUGAGCGCCAAACGUGAAAUGAAGCGUGCUGCGAACGAGUGGAUGGAUAAGCAGAUACAGCUUUUCCAGCUCGAACGACAGAACCUUCGAGACGCUAAGCAACUCCGUCUCGAGGAAGCCGAGGAUCGCAAUGACCAACGGGCUUUGCGGGCCGCGAAAAGCAUCCGGAUUAGCAUGGACAUGUCUGACCGUAAGGAGGUUACGUUUGCCUGGGUCGACGGUGUCUUCUGGCAAAGGUGGAUUCGCACUACUUACGGUAUCGACAUCAAGGAUGGUGAACGUGUUAUAAUCAACGACGAAGAUAACCGACGUUACUGGGACAUGACUAUCACUGGCAGCCCUAUUGUUCCUUCUCGAGUAUCGAUCCUAGAGACCAUCUCGAAGGUCACUGCAUCACCUCCCCUAAUUAAACCUAAGCUCACGAUCUCGAGUUUCGAGAAGAUCUUCUUCGACAUAAGAGUCACGUUCUCCGAACACCCGUACCUCUCUUUCGGCUGCAUAGCAGGCAUCGGUCUAGGCUGCGCGUCAUGGUUCCGGGGCCGGCUGCGGAGGAAUCGUGGACAUUUUCGUCUCGAAGAUAAUCUCCCUAUCAAGGAAAUAAAGGAGGGUCUCCUUGGCAACACCGCCAACGGGAAGAAGGAUUAAGUGAACAAUUUCCUAGAGGAAGAACAAAGACUUGGAGCAUCGGCAUUGGGAAGUGAUGGGUUACUGGAGUUAUAUCAUCCAGCGGGAGUUCUGUAUAAUAUUCGCUUGUGUCCUUGCGCUUGCACAUGCCACCCAUACAACUGUCCAUUGUCGUUUUUUAAAAUCGGUGUCUUGGCUAAGGAUACGUUUAUACCAGCUCAGAAAGCUACGGCGCGGCACGAAAGUUUGGGACUACGGGAACGAAAUAUAGGAGAGGGAAUGAGGACCGUCGGUAGAAAAAAAGAGUGGUUAUACCAAACCAACCUCUUCUGUUUUAUCACGAAAGCAGAGACAAACGCAUCAACAUAAUAAUAUUCCCUUGCUACUUUAUAUCUCUGCUGCCAUGCUGAUUCAUAUAUCGUUGUCUUAUGUGCCUACCAUAGAAUAUGUGGGUUUAGGGAAAGGGGGUUCACCUAUAAAUCAGCGUCAUAGUGUAAAAUUGCCCAGGCUGAUAUUUUAUAUGCCUACGCAUGCUAUCUAUCAACG